AUGUACCGGCCCUUCUCGCGCCGGAAUUUCCCUCGCCUUCAUUCGUCGCGCGCUCUCUCUCCCCUCUCCGCUUCGGGUCGGCUCCCCGCCGUAAAAGCUCGAUGGCCUGGCAGGCGAUCCCCUCGCACAACCCUUCUGGCGCACCUGCCACGCCAACGUGCGCGACUACAUGGUGCGUCCGCUCGCCCACCCGGUGCCAGUGCUUCCGCGACGCUGAUCCUCAGCACCGCGUCGCACGCCGAUACGUGGGCCGCUCCUCGCCGCGCUGCAGUCCACGCUGCUCGUCCACCUCACCUUCCACUUCCCGCCCGCGUCCCCAGGGUGGUCCACGGCGAUGCACAUUGCGACGGUCGACCGCCUGUGCGAGGCGGAGCUCCGCCAGCUCUUCGCGCUCUUCGCGCUCCCACCGACGCUCGCGCGCGCGCGUUCCCGUCGCUCCGCAUCCUCGCGCUCCGCUCCUGCCGCCCCGGGACGACCGCCUGGGACAACGCGCGCGAAAGCGAGCGGGGGCUGAGCGCGCGGGACUUGCCCCCAGAGCUCGCGGCGGGGCUCGCGCGGGAGGACGACGUCGAGCGGCUGUGGGAGCCGACGAGCGUAUGCGUCCGCCCAGCGCUGCGGCGGUUCCGGAAGGAGGGUGGUG
This is a messenger RNA of Epithele typhae, 640 nucleotides long. RefSeq lists its product as uncharacterized. The annotation marks the transcript as partial. The record is from RefSeq and is a predicted model, not a curated record. The transcript has 2 exons. Lineage: Eukaryota; Fungi; Basidiomycota; Agaricomycetes; Polyporales; Epitheliaceae.